UUAUUAUUUACGUAUAUAUAGGAUUUGGUCAGGAAACCUUUUAAAAUAGUAAAAUAUUUGUCUUCAAAAUGGUGAACCCUACAUUCUUUGUCACAGUCCUUGCUGCUUUUGCCUUGGCUACACCUGCAGUAUGUCAAGAAGAACCAAGAAUUUUUGGUAUGAUCAACCAAGUAACUAAUGGUGUCACCAACGUUGUUACCAGCAGUGUUAUCAACGCAGCUACAGUCACUAACAACGUUGCCAACAACGUUGCCAACGUUAUUGCUGACACUACCACUAAUGUGGGUAAUGUAGUUGCCACUGUUGCAAAUAACGCCGGAAAUGCAGCUAGCAAUGGCAUCAACGUGGUAGGUGUGAUUACCAGUGGUGUGGGCCAAACUAUUUCAAAUACGCUGAACGAAGUCAAUCAGGUGGUUAAUAGCAUCACAUCAUUCGCCGCCAGCGGAAUGAUUUCUGGAUUGAUCGCAGCGAUCAGAAAGGUUGUUAUUGAAGUUGUUGAGGUCGUCACUGAUGAGGUCCGGGAGACAGUUACUACUAUCAAGGAUGAAGGUAAUAAAUUGGUCAAUGAAAUUACUUCGAAUGUCCAGGAAUUUAUUAGCAACCUUCGUCCAGUUACCACCUCUGGUUAAAAGUUGUAUUAUGAUUGAUUAGCUUUACUUAAACAAUAAACGUAGCUACAACUUUA
This is a messenger RNA of Dalotia coriaria, 685 nucleotides long. RefSeq lists its product as uncharacterized. The record is from RefSeq and is a predicted model, not a curated record. The transcript is spliced from 2 exons. Lineage: Eukaryota; Metazoa; Arthropoda; Insecta; Coleoptera; Staphylinidae. The coding region runs from base 69 to 629 and encodes 186 amino acids.